Messenger RNA from Arachis ipaensis, 2816 nucleotides. The record is from RefSeq and is a predicted model, not a curated record. Lineage: Eukaryota; Viridiplantae; Streptophyta; Magnoliopsida; Fabales; Fabaceae.
AUGGAGGGCGAAUGGCAGCCGGCUAUGGUCCCGGUGAUUGAUGCGACAGUAGUAUUCGAGGACCCAGACAGAAAUGACGUUGGGCUGGGGGUUAGUCGAGGGAAUGCCCUGGCCCACAAUGGAGGUAGUGGGGAUGUUGGACGGACUGUGGAACGUGGUGGAAGUCCCGGACCUGGGCAGCGUGACUGUGACAAAGAGGGCGAGGUCAGUGACUCUCAAUGCCUAGAGGACCAGAUGUUGGAAAAUAAACUGACCUGGGAGCUGGCAAAGGAAUCAGGUGCUGUGUUAUACAAUGAGGAAGAUGACAUAAUGGCAAUUUUUCAGGCACAGAAUGAAGAAAUAGCACUGAGGAGGAAAUUGGCGAAACAAAAGGCGAAGAUGAGGCGUUACAGACCCAAAACUAAAAACAGGGGGUUAUGGGGUGACGGAAAGAUGAGAAUAGUGAAGGAUUUAAAAAACAAACAUAAUUUGAGUAUGGCAUGUCCCGUUCCACACACAUCCUCCAUCACUCCCACCCCUUCUUCACCUCUGCCGCAACCUCUGCCGCCAUCACUGUUGCCGCCUCUCCUGCACCCACCACUCUCACGUCCUUCACCGUCACGCCCAAAAUUGGCACUCAGGACCUUCACGAGGAUCGAAUCUUUUGGGAUUCAACCCUCCACGAAGGCCCUGAAUGCCACGCUUAAUGCCCUGGUUCAGUGCAAGCGCUAUGAUUUAGCACAUUUUGUUUUUAAGAAUUGUAUGGCCAAAUUUAGGGUUGUGCCCAAUGUGGUUAGUUGCAAUAUUUUACGGAAGGCUCUUUGUAAAGGGAACAAUAUAGAUGCAGCGGUUAGGGUUUUGGAUGAGAUGCCUGCAAUAGGUGUGGUGCCCAAUGUGGUGAGUUACACUACUGUUUUAGGUGGGUAUGCUUUGAGGGGUGACAUGAGGGGUGCAAAGAGGGUUUUUAUGGAGAUUUUGGGGAAAGGGUGGUUACCUAAUGCAACUACUUACACUGUCUUGGUGAGUGGGUUUUGUAGGCAAGGGAUGUUUGUUGAUGCAAUUAAGGUGAUGGAUGAGAUGGAGGAGAAUGGGCUUGAGCCUAAUGAGGUUACUUAUAGUGUUAUGAUUGUGGCGUAUUGUAAGGGAAAGAAGUCCGGGGAGGCACUUAAUGUGCUCGACGAUAUGCUUGGGAAGAAUCAUGUGCCGAGUUCGGCACUGUGUUGUAGGGUUGUUGAUAUGUUGUGCAAGGAAGGGAAUGUUGAGAACGCUUGUGAGGUUUGGAGGAAGCUCUUGAGGAUGAAUUGCAGCCGCGAUGAUGCUGUCACGGGUACUCUUGUUCAUUGGCUGUGUAAGAAGGGGAAGGUGAUUGAGGCAAGGAAGGCGCUUGAUGAAUUUGGGGGUGGUGCGGUUCCAAGUCUAUUGACAUAUAACACAUUGAUUGUCGGAAUCUGCGAGAAAGGGGAGCUCUGUGAGGCUGCUAGGUUGUGGGAUGAUAUGGUGGAGAAGGGUCGCGUACCUAAUGCAUUUACUUAUAAUAUGUUGAUUGAAGGAUUUUGUAAGGUUGGUAACGUGAAGGAGGGAAUAAGGAUUAUAUAAGAGAUGUUUGAAAGUGGAUGUUUGCCUGAUAAAUCAACAUACACGAUAUUGAUUGAUGGGCUUUCUUGUGCAAGAGGGAUGGUGGAAGAAAUUAACAAGGUUGUUGCAUUGGCUGUAUCCGCUGGAGUUGAUGAUGACAUGUGGGAUAUCUUCCUGAAAUCUGUUGCAAAUAAUUUAAAUUUGAAUGCAGCUGAAUUUGAUAGGAUAUUGUUAGAGAGUGUCUCAUGAGGUGCAGUGAAAAGCAUGUUAAAGAAAUUGUUGUUUAACCAUGUUAGUGUAAACACAUCAAGGUGCACUUUUUCCUCGGAUCUUUCAACCGGAAACAGUUUAUCCAUUGUGAAGGUAUGCUUCUACGUUGUAUACUAUCCAGUUAGUGAACUUGGAAAUGUUAACCAAUUGACAGUGGACCAUUUCUUGGUGUAUUUUGUCUAAAAUCGGAUUUGGUUCCGUCAUAGCAGCAGAUUCAUCUUGUUCUACAAAUUUAUAGAAGGUUGGUUAUCAAAAUAUGGUGAAGUUAGUGAGCAAGUAGCCAACAUGAUUUGGUAUUAUAGUUUAGGUAGCUGCUUCUCAGUGUUUCUAAAUAUGGCAUGAGCAUCUUCAUUAAAUUUUUGGCCUUAUAAGGGUUUUCUUUUUGAGUGUGGAAUACUGGGAAUUCCUGGAACAAAAGAAAAUGAUUCUUAAUACACUUGGAUGGCAUGGACAAGGUAUUCUUUCGGUUCUUCCACUUGGUGCUAGAAUGUGUUAGCUAUAUUUUGCUGUGAGGUUGCAACUUACAAGGUUGUUUGGAGAAAUUUGUUAGGAUCAUUUGUAAGUAUUGGGAUGUCCUUCUAGAUCCCUAUGUUGAAUUUUAUUCUCAUAAUUUAUUUGGGAGAUUUUAGGAGAUGAAAGGAGCAUAGGGUGCUAUGAAGCUAUGCCUCUUUGCCAUAAUGAAGGUGCAUUUGAUUGGUUUUCUAUGCUUAUUUACAGAAUUUUGCACUUGGUUCAUAAAAAAAGUUUUCUGAUCAUAUUAUUAGAGUGGUUGAGCUGUUCUUAGCUUUCGUCUAAUUUUUAUUUUUUGGGACAUUUGGGCUUCUGUAUUUUAAAAAGUUUUCUCCCUUUUUUUGUUGUAAUCCUUCAACUAAAACACUCUUCUUCUUUCUUAAUCUGUAUAUUACAAUUUCUUUUUUACCAUAAAAUAAGAAAGAGACAGGAGAAGUAUUAGUAAUGUGAAACUUUAGUGAAGACAUUCUAUUGUUUGGUUC